This is a messenger RNA of Paramecium octaurelia, 2461 nucleotides long. Lineage: Eukaryota; Ciliophora; Oligohymenophorea; Peniculida; Parameciidae. The record is from the annotation of a GenBank genome assembly.
AUGGAAUAAAUCAAAAUUUGUAUUUCAAGUCUCUAGGAAUUUUAGUUUAAUCUGCAUAAAGUAUUGGAUAAACUGAAAAACGAGAAGUAUAGAUAUUCUAAAAUUUUAAAGUGAUCUUGCUAUUACUUUCCUUUAAUUUGCUGAUGAAAUAUUUCAAAGUAAUGAAAGCUUAUUGAAGAAAUAUCUUCUGUUAAUGGUAUGAUUUAGCGCAUAUAAAAUCAUAGAUAAUUAGGGAUGCAGUUUAUUCGAAUCCAAUUGGUUCUGUGACAAAUAAAUUAGCUAGCAAUAAUUCCCUUUUGAACUAUUUAUAGGAGGUAGUUAUGUUUCAACCAGGUUCUGAUGAUGAAUACAAAGGCAUUUAUCGAUUUGAAAAUGAUAGUAAUUGACAUUACUAUUAACUUGUUAGUUCCAUAAAUAGCUAUUAAAUACUUCAAUUUGAUAUUGGAACUCAUUAAAUACUUGGCUGAAAAAUACCCUGUCUCGUAAAGCAAAAAACCUACUAAGUUUAAAAUUCUGUACGACAGAUUGAUUCAAUAGAGAAUAAUCUUUCCUAAAUAUAACCGGGAAUUAACAGCGGAUGUUAAUGAAAUAGAAGAGGCAGCUGAAGAGAGCUAACCUGUUAAAAGACAUCAAGUAUAGUAAAUGGAACCGAGUAGGGAAAGUGGCAUCAAACAAUUGGAGGAAUUAUAACUCGAAAUGACUGAGUAAAUUGAAACGAUUUGGGAUAUGCUUUACGAUUAAAAUUGUAAUCCAGAAGGAGCAAAAGACAGUACAUAAAAAUUAUGAUUUUAGUGUUGCAGUUCUAUUGUGAUACUUUUAAGGAGAGUGAUGCCAAAUUACAAUAAUUGGAAUAUGAAUUAUCCGACAAAUUGAAUCAAUAACAAAAAGACUAGAUUGAAAUAUUGUGCAAUUUCAUAAAGAUUUUUAAUUUGAAGUUUAAUCAUUUUGAAAGAAACAAAACUAAGAAUGGGUUCUUGGAAUUUCAACAUGCCGUUUUAACAGAGGCUAGCAAAAUUACAAAAAAAAAUUACACUCCAUCUGAUGCCUAUCAAAAAUCAAAGAUACAACCUCUUUCCUCUACCAGAUAAAUUGGUCAAGAUGAUACUCAAGAUGUAGCCAAAUCGAAUGAUCUCACUUAAAUUCACGCAAAAGAAAAAGUUGUAUCUCAAAUUAAUUUUUAAGCCUAGUCAGAUUUAUAAAAAUAACAUGAUUAAUAAAUUAUGUAAGAUAAUUCUAAAUAAGUUGAUAAAUUGAAAGGCCCUUCAUAGUCUUAAUAUAAUUAAUAUGAUGAUUAUGAUAGCUUCAAUCAGUAAAAUUAAUUUGAAUAAUAACAGUAUGACUAACAAUUUUAAUUGAAUUAAUAAUAACAACAAUAGGAUUAUUAAUACUUCUAGGAGAAACCCUAAUAAAACUCAUUUUAACCAGUAAACUAAAAUAACCCUCAUUAAUUAGAAACUGAUUAUUAGCAAUUUGAGCACAAAAUUCCAUAAUAACACUAAAAUUACUUUUCUUAAGAUUAUUAUUAAUAACCUAUAAAAUAGGAAUGGGGUUCAAGUAAUAUGGAAUAGUAUUAGGAUUAGUUCAAUUAGAAACCAAUUGGAAUGAAAUUAACUUUUGGAAAUGGAACUGAUUUAGAAUAAGAUUAGAUGGAUAAGGGAUCGAGUUAAGUGUAAUUUAAGGAGAUCAGACAUUCGGAAGAGUAAAAAUACUAACAAUAUCAAAAUGAUUAUUCAGGUUAGCAAUUGAAUUCUCAAUCACUUGAACUCUACCAAAAAUUAAGUAGAUCAGGAUAUUCAUUACAAAUGAUUGAUAUUUGGAAGAGGACUUGCUUAUCGGGGUAGGGCAAUUUAUUUGAGAAUGAGUUAAUUAGAGUGUAUUGUACAUUUGAGUUUUAGUAUCAAGUCUUAAAUGGUAAAAAUUAUCUAAAAAUAUCAUUGUUUAUUUUCAAUAAGUCAGAGCAGAAUUGGCCCAUAAAUAUCAAGUUUCAAGGGGAUAGAUGUAAUUAUGAAUUUAUUACAAUCAGCAACGAAAUUCUGGAUAAAGUAGGACAAUAGAAAGGUUCUGGAACGAGAGUUGCAGUACUUAAUAAUGGUUGAUGAAUGCAAAGAGCCUAUUAAUUGUAAGAUACAGAUUGAGAAUAAGUUCUUUAAUGUGUUGUUACCAACAAAUCAGUUUAAUUUUAUAGAUUUACUUGAUUUGAGGCCAGAGAUUAUGCAGAUAAAAGUGAAGGAUGUUCAGUUCUAUAAAAGUCAGCGUUUUAGAUUGCAGGUUGGUUUGGAGACGUUGAAGAAACUUCGAUUUGCAGAAGUGAGUAAUUAUUAUGGUAAUGGAUUGAUACUAAAUAGGGGCGGCUUAUGGGAAUAACGAGUACAUAAAAGUGGUGAUGGUAGAUAAAAACAUAUGGAUUAUUGAGGCUACCGAUUAAUAGCUCAUUCCAUAAUUAUUAUUUUUGUUUUCUUGA